Molecule: messenger RNA, 342 nt
Organism: Elaeis guineensis (African oil palm)
Lineage: Eukaryota; Viridiplantae; Streptophyta; Magnoliopsida; Arecales; Arecaceae
Product: protein RALF-like 33
Biological process (GO): calcium-mediated signaling
Cellular component (GO): plasmodesma
Source: RefSeq, a predicted model, not a curated record
AUGAAGCCAAAGCUUAGCCUUCUUUGGCUCCUCUCCGUGGUGGCUCUUCUCUUCACUGGUUUUGAGCUUUCCGUUUCCCAUGGCGCCGAGUUUAAAGCUGACUCGGCCAUGUGCAAUGUGUCGAUAGUGGAAUGCCAGGUGUUGGAGGAGUUCUUGCUUGACUCAGAGAUGAACCGGCGGUUUUUAGCGCAAAGCAGUGGGAUUGGAUAUGGAUCGCUUAAUCCAGAUCGACCGGUCUGCGAGCCAGGCCGGGGCCAGCCCUACGGCAGGUGCUUGCCACCCAAGUCUAAUCCGCCCCACCGAGGCUGUGAGGGUAUUUACCAUUGUCGUGGUGGUAAUUGA